Pararge aegeria (speckled wood butterfly) is the source of this 1320-nucleotide messenger RNA. RefSeq lists its product as uncharacterized. The transcript has 5 exons. Lineage: Eukaryota; Metazoa; Arthropoda; Insecta; Lepidoptera; Nymphalidae. Bases 77 to 466 code for a protein of 129 amino acids. The record is from RefSeq and is a predicted model, not a curated record.
GUGCUGAGUGCGGAAUUGCUGGUCGGCAGCAGGCUGUGUGGCGCAACCGGAUCACCGACGGAACCAGGCACGCGCGAUGUGGCGCCGCGCGUGCGCAGUGGCGCUGCUGUGCACUGCACUCGCUCUCUGCGCCUGCAAGAGGGCCGAGAUGUCGGCGUCGCCGUUCGUAUUCACGCGCUACGGUCGCUCGUCGCCGGCGCACCACAUGGCUCAACGCGAUCGAUUCCACUUGGUGGGGCGCUACGGGAAGCGCUCCGGAAUGGACGACUCGCAGCUUAGGCGCGCGCACCACGCACUUGCGCUCGCGUUAGCUCGUCCAGACAGGAGAGACAGAGACAGACCGCGGGAAAUCGAGAGAGACGGCGCGUGGCGCGAGAGCUAUCCACCGUAUGUGGCAGCUCUGUUGCUGAGGAGUUACAACAAGAGGGCACCAGAAGUCGUGGACGUUUCUUCUGGAGAGAACUGAAAUAAAACUUGCCGAUACAUGAAUAACGUCACAGCACAAAUACUUUUUUUUCAAUCAUUGAUGUACAUUCCGCUCAAUCAACAUUAAAUAACUAGUUUUUGAUUUCUGUAACCACAGUUUCCAACCGAUAUAAGAAUUGCGUCUACAACAUCUCGAUUGGCUACAGAAGUUACACUCCAAAAUAAUGGUUUGGUAGUUAUCUGAUGGCAAUUUUCCAAUUUCUAACUCAAUUUAGAAAUACUGCUUUCGAGGUUUGACCGACAAUUUGAACUAAAUAAGUAUUUAAUUUAAACUCUCUUCUGAAAAAUUAGUGGUUAAUUCAGUUGGUUCCAAAUUAUAAGGCUGCGGAUUUGGAUCCAGCUUGAAAAACUAUAGACACUUAUUAGUUAGACUUUUAUAGUUCCUCUGCUCAAAUAGUCUGAUGUACAUUCACAAUUUCUUUUGGAAACUAUGUAAAAAUUAAAUUAACAUACUCGUAACAAUUUAUUUUAAUUACAAUAAUUAUUAAACAAUGGAAUUUUGAAAAUAAUGAAUACUAGUCAUCUAAAUCCUUCAAAUAAACACUGUUGUCUGUUGGUGUACGGUACAUGCAGAAUCUUUGAAUCUCCGCCGCCGUCCGCCAUUCGGCAACUGCCGGCCGUCGCUUGAACUAAACAAUUUGAGCGAACGAACUAAACUUACAUGUUAUUUAUUUAUAUUUGUUUUACGCAUAUUUGUAGUGAGCGCCAAGUUUCUCUAUUAAGUUGUUAGUAAUAUUAGCUAGAUAUAAUAUAAUGAAAUGUUUAUUGUACAGACUGAUGAAACAGUACUAAGAGCAUUAUACAAUACAUGUAAUAAAAUCGAUGCGACUUUUA